Mercenaria mercenaria is the source of this 2586-nucleotide messenger RNA. Its product is annotated as acetylcholinesterase-like. Gene Ontology annotation, cellular component: synapse; cell surface. Bases 359 to 2164 code for a protein of 601 amino acids. The record is from RefSeq and is a predicted model, not a curated record. Lineage: Eukaryota; Metazoa; Mollusca; Bivalvia; Venerida; Veneridae. The transcript has 2 exons. Gene Ontology annotation, biological process: postsynaptic membrane assembly; neuron cell-cell adhesion; presynaptic membrane assembly. Gene Ontology annotation, molecular function: signaling receptor activity; hydrolase activity; neurexin family protein binding.
AAAUAUUGAUUUGACGGGUAUUAACGGAUUCAAUAUUCUUGUUAUAGUUUCUAUAUAUAAUGAAAAUACUUAUAUCAGUGACACUUGUUAUCAGUCGAAUGAGCCAUUUACAUUCUGGUAUAGACUUGCAGGUAAAAGAAGUGUGAAAUUGUAUGGAAUAUCGACCUUCUUGUUUGAACUGGGACGUGCUUCUUUAUGCAACCCUGUAACUUUAUCAAUCUAAGCAGUGUUAAACUUGUGAAAUACACAGAUCGCAUUUUAUAAACGAGUACGCAUGUAUCAAGUUAUAUAACGGACGGGGGUAUAGGAACUGUUAAAUAUUUGCUUGUUUGUGGUUUACACAGAUACACAGAGAGAUAUGGCACAUUUUACAUCAAGAAUAUUUUUGCUUCUGAGUUUGGUUUCUCGAUUUCUUUCAGUGGAAGUUCCAAGUGUGACUAUGAGACUAGGGACAAUAAGCGGAGAAACUAAAAGUGUGGUAUUUCGAAAUAAACCGUAUGAAGUUGACAGAUAUCUCGGCAUUCCAUAUGCUAAGCCUCCAACUGGAGAACUGAGGUUCAGAAAGCCGGAGCCGUUUGGCCCAUUUCCUGAGCCGUACAGUGCUACAGACUUUGGACCAGCAUGUCCACAAGCUAUAGUUCUUCCUCACCAGCCCGAGGAGAAGACAUCAGAAGACUGUUUAUUUCUCAAUAUUUAUGUACCACGACAGGAAUCCGACCAGAAAUCAGGCCACGCGGUUAUGUUCUUUAUUCACGGCGGCGGAUUUUCAAUCGGUUCAGGAACGUUUUAUGAUGGAGGAUUCCUUUCAUCUGUCGGAAAUGUGAUUGUAGUCACCAUCAAUUACAGACUUGGAUUGCUUGGAUUUCUUGAUAUUGACAAUGGAAAAUCUUCGGGUAAUUUUGGUCUUACGGACCAACGUUUGGCCCUGCAAUGGAUCAAUGAAAAUAUCGGUUCGUUUGGAGGUGACAAAGAUAGGGUGACCAUAUUUGGGGAAUCCGCAGGUUCAAUAAGUGUUUUAUUGCAAAUGAUUUAUCCCCCAAAUGACGGAUUCUUCGGAAGUGGUAUCUCGCAGAGCGGGGCUUUAAAUGUGCCGGGAUAUUACAAGGAAAAUAACAUCGAUGUUGCUAAAUUUUAUGCUGAGAAAAUGAACUGUAGUGUUAAAGACAUGAAUGAAGUUUUCAGUUGUCUUAAGUCGGCAACACCUGAAAAUAUAAUCAAAGUUGUUUCUGACGCAGUGGCAUCUCCUGGUAUGGCUGACGCAGCAAAAGUUGGUGCUGUUCCAACAAUUGAUGGAGAAUUUAUCAAAACGAACCCCGUUGACUUGUAUAGGAAAGCAGUAAAUGAAGAGAGUGAGGAAAUAAACUUCUUUCGAACACUUAAACUAAUAAAUGGCGUUAAUGGUAUAGAAGGCGGGAUGUUUCUUAUAAUGUUCGGAUCAGAUAAUUUGGAAGAACUUGAGAUAACUAGAGAACAGAUGAAUACGCAGCAAAUUCCUGGUGCUACAGCAUUACUCUAUGGUCAGCGAACUGUUCCUGAAGUUGUGAAACAGCUUCUGAUUGCAGAAUACACGGACUGGAAAAAUCCUGAUGAUCCCAGAACACUUCGUGAACAAGUAUUGCGCCUUUUUGGUGACAUUUAUUUCAAUGUUCCUGCGAUAGAAAUGAGUCGCGUUCAUUCCAAUGCAUCUGAUGUUUACAGUUACCUCUACAACUUCGUUCCUGUUCUGGACAAACAAAUGUUUCAAACACCAAGCUGGGUUAGUAUGGCAAACCAUGGGGACGAAUUAGCGCCUGUGUUUGGAUACGGCUUUGAUUUGGCAGCUCUGAUGAACAUAUCUGAUUACACACCUCCAGAAUGGGAGCUCGAGUUGUCAGGGAGAAUGAUGACAUAUUGGACAAACUUUGCAAAAACAGGAAAUCCGAAUAAACCAGCAUCAGAUGUAGUAUCUUCUACAGUUUGGCCAAAAUAUGACGUCACAUCACAGUCCUACAUCAAGUUUGAUAGGGAAGAUUCUAUUGGUCAGUAUUUGUUUACGAAAGAAACCGACUUCUUGAGGAAUACUUUACCAAACGUAUUCGAUGCUACAGAGGUUCCGCAAACUAUUACAUCACAAUAUGGUAUCAAAGACGAACAAAGUUGCGAUAAAGACGGCACAUGUGGAUGAAUCAAGCCUCUGACAUUCUAUUCGAUGAACAAUAUAUUUUAUUUCAAAACCCCUGCGGACACGAAAAAAAAAUCACACAUCAUUUGUGACAUUGACCUUGAUAUGAGAGACCAGGCGACACGCCUUUUCAAUAUGGUUAACAUUUAUGUCAAAUAAUUUUGAAAUCCCCCUAUAAAUGUUUAUGAUACAGCCGGAUGCGCUUGCUCGCGCACGCACGCACGCUCACACACACACACACACACACACACACACACACACAUACACACACUAAACCACGCACACGGAGGGACUGACUGUGCUAUUUUAUUAUGCCCACCUUCGGGGGCAAAAUAAUAGGAGAACUGAUAUAAAAAAUACAUGUGUUUUACUUUAUCAUACAAAAGGGUUGUAAUUUCAUGAAAUAGAAAAUAAAAGAAAGUUAA